This is a messenger RNA of Bursaphelenchus xylophilus (pine wood nematode), 357 nucleotides long. Lineage: Eukaryota; Metazoa; Nematoda; Chromadorea; Rhabditida; Aphelenchoididae. The record is from the annotation of a GenBank genome assembly.
AUGUCCCGUGGAACUCGCUAUUAUCUGCAUCGUGGAACAAUUGUGUCUGCGCUGGUCGGAACGGCGUUGCUGAUCAUCUCCGCAACGACCCCUCAUUUCUACGUCGGCGAUCGGAGCGCGUGGACUUACAUUGACAAACAGGAGGACUCGUCACCAACCCAUGAGGUAAGUGAAAGUCAACCUUCGGAUAACAGCUCCCAAUCGUUACCUCACGGGAACCAAACAGCGCUUCAGAGCUCCACAAUGUCGCUUGAGGACCUGCCAAUGUCGCCUUUGCCUUACACUCACCAGGUAAAUGUUCAAAUGCGACGUCCCGCCUCGGAAUCGCCCAUUAUCGCUUUCUGGAACGACUACUAG